Molecule: messenger RNA, 6000 nt
Organism: Mugil cephalus (flathead mullet)
Lineage: Eukaryota; Metazoa; Chordata; Actinopteri; Mugiliformes; Mugilidae
Gene: fbln2
Product: fibulin 2
Exons: 17
Coding region: 245-4393 (1382 amino acids)
Cellular component (GO): extracellular region
Molecular function (GO): calcium ion binding
Source: RefSeq, a predicted model, not a curated record
UCGUACCUCCCCCUCCGCCCGCCUACCUGGUCCCCUGGUCCCAGCAGCGCGUCGAUGGUCAGGAGGUUCACACUAGUCGCGGCGCUCAGAGGAACCGGCAGCCGGCGGCUCUCCAGAACCAUCGGUCCACACACGUCAAGAGUAGAGCUGAUUAUCAGGACCAAAAUGCACCAGAAGAUAAACUAGAACCCCCGCGGUGCUACCUGUUCUCCUUUGAUUGUCGUACAUAUAUCCACCAGAAGCCAUGGCUCGAGCUGAAGUAACCGGAGCACCACUGCUGAGAUGUGCGCUGUUUUUUCUCUCCCUGCUGAGCGCCUGCUUGUGCCAGCGUGACUGCACCGGCGUGGACUGCCCCGUGCUGGACGGCUGCAUUGAAGAAGUUCUGGAGAGCGGCGCCUGUUGCGCUUCGUGCUUACACAAAGGAUGCAUGUGCGAGGGCUACCAGUACUACGACUGCCUCAGUGCCGGAUUCAAGGACGGAAAGGUCCCCGAGGGAGAGUCUUACUUCGUGGACUACGGCAGCACAGAGUGCUCCUGCCCCGCGGGAGGGGGCCCGAUCAUCUGCCACUUCAUCAGCUGCCCCGACAUGCCGCCCAACUGCAUCGAGGAGUCGGAGCGCGCCGACGGCUGCAUGCAGUGCGAACGCGUCGGGUGUGUUCACGGGGGGCAGAAGUACGAGGCGGGGCACUCCUUCCACGUUGACCCGUGCUCGGUCUGCCACUGCUCUAACGAAGGGGGGAAGCUGAUGUGCUACACGUUACCCGACUGCGAUCCCCAGAAAGCCCGUAAAACUGUGUUAACUCUGCCCACGGAUGACGACCCGGGCAGCAGGCGUGAGAGCUACCCAGACAGCAUCAACCAACAAAGCCGCAUGGGUCAGUUCUCUCCACCGUACGACCUUCCUCCUAAUGGGAACCUUCCUCUCUUCAAACCACAUAAGGAGGAACCGGAAGACUACGAUUAUGUUCCGACUGACUUUCUAGAGACAUAUCCUGAGUCUUUUCCCACUCUGUCCUCCUCAUCCUCCUCGAAAAAGGUUGUACCUUUAUCCCGUGGCUCUGCCGGACCUGACAGAACCUCUGCGGUCCAGAGCUUUGGCACGCUAGGAAAGCUGGAGCUGAGAGAGAAGUACAGCGUCUACAACCAUCCGGGAAACAGAGAGGAAGUGACGCAAAGUCCCCCGAGAGCAGAGCAGAGUACCGUCAAGCCACAUGUGCUCACCACUGCGUCUUGGCAGCCGUCGCAGGAUUUAACAGGUGCAGAAGGUGUCUCAUUAAGUUAUUCGACUCCACAAACGGAUCCGGUGAAUCCCUCGCACGCGCACGGGAGUUUGGGUGGAGUGACAUUUCCGUCGAACGAAGGAAUAGGCGGCGACGAACGCCCAGAGGAUCAACACGCGCAUUCAGGCGGCGUCAUUCAUCACCACAGAGGCGCCGAGAGUAAAGCACAUCAAAACGCGUUCGACGGUGUGACACACACGGGUUCAGUCAGUCACAUCGAUGUUAAUCACCCACUGGGAAACGCAGAGACGGGAACCAAUCAGGAACAAGUGAAACUUCCACUGUAUAGGCCGGAGAUGCCACUUCAAUCCCAGGAAAGUACAAAUGAUCAAAAAGAAUUACACAGCCCAGCCACACUGGCUGAUGAGGACAGUCUGGGUGAUGAAAUAGAAGACGGGGAGCAGGAAGAAAUAGUGACUUUUCAAAGUGUCACGAUCCCUGAAGGGGAGGAUGUGCCAUAUGAGAUCAAGUCAGCAGAGCAGGAGCGAAGACACGAGGAGUCAGAGGACGGAGGCACAACCAGCAGCUAUGAAAAGACCACACCUGAGCCCAGCACGCCGUCUCUGAGGACGCCUGAGCUCCACACAACCCCCAUGGUUCAUCCCACCACCACCGCCGCCACCACCACCACUACCGCCACUACCACCACCACCACCACCACCACCACCACCCAGCCUCCACUGAGGGUCAAACAGGAUGAGAGUCAGCCCAGCAGAAAGCCAGGUCAGAGGCUUUUCCCCCUUCACAGUGAUCACAGAGAGGAAGUGAGGGAAGAGGACACGGAAAAAGAGGAGGAGAGGAAGCAUCACCCUGUUUCACCCGAUGAAGGUCCAGGUGUCUCUGCUGAGGACCUGCUGCAAAGCUGCUGCACCGCUGGCCACAGAUGGGCCGCCGAAAACCGCCAGUGCAACGACAUGCCUGUGCUGGACAACGAUGAGCGCUCCGUCUGCAGCCUUACCCAGAAGCAGUGCUGCUCCAGCUCUGUGAGGGAGCAACAGUGUGAAUCCGGCGUCAUGUCAGCCAGAGCAGGGGACACCUGUGAAGUGGAGGGUGAAGACUCGUGCGCAGACGACACCUACCAGGUGUGCUGCAGCUGCUGUGCGCUCGGCGUGCGGGCGCGUGUCGAAGGCCGGGGCUGUGGCGUGCACCAGCUCCUGGGCUACCCGUGCAGUCACGUCUUCCUCACCUGCUGCGAAGAGGAAGAGGAAGGUCCGAGCCAGAUCCCGCUGAGGAGAAAGAUGAAGCCCAGACCGACCUCCCUGCCCAGAAAAGUUUCAGACAGCAAGUUCCCCAAAGAGGCCUUCUCCAUCAGUGCCACAGACGAAGCUGCCAACGCGGUGGAGGAGCAAGAGGACGUGAACGAGUGUGAGCUCUACCACGGCCAGCUGUGCCAGCACACUUGUACCAACGUCUGGGGUUCCUACCGCUGCGGCUGCCACCGGGGCUACAUCCUUCAGCAGGACGGACACUCCUGUGCGCCAGUGAGUCCCGAUGAGGACAACAGGGUCAGAGAGGUGGACAGUACUGCAGCGGGACCAAUACAAACGACUAGCACCACUUCAACCAGCGCAACCACCACCAGACCAGUCCGCCUCGAUCCCUGUGCAGGAAACGGCGCUUGCAGUCAGCAGUGUACGGCGGUGGCGGGCCGGGCUCGGUGCUCCUGCUUCCCCGGCUUCUCGCUGAUGACGGAUGGACGUGCGUGUGAAGAUGUGGACGAAUGCGCGACCAGCACCCACAGCUGUCGGCCCAGCGAGCGCUGCGUGAACACAGUGGGCUCGUUUGUAUGCGAGCUGCAGGUCAGCUGUCCCGCAGGCUACCGGCUGAGGAACAGCGUUUGCGAGGACGUCGACGAAUGCGCGCUGAGAAGCCACAACUGUGGCGUGGGCUUCGCGUGUGAGAACACAGUGGGCUCUUUCCGGUGUAUUCCCAAUCUCAAGUGCAUCACCGGCUUCACGGAGGACUCUCACGGCAACUGUAUCGACAUAAAUGAGUGCAGCAGCCGGAGUCAGCCGUGCGGCUCGGGCUUUAACUGUAUCAACACCGUGGGAUCCUACACCUGCCAGCAGAAGAUCAUAAAGUGCAGCCAUGGUUACCACGCCAGCCCUGACGGAGCCAACUGCAUCGACAUUGAUGAGUGUCAGAUGGGGACGCACCGCUGUGGAGUGGGCCAGAUUUGUCACAACCUCGCUGGCAGCUACCGUUGUGACUGUCAGACGGGCUACCAGUAUGACGCCAUCCGGAAAACCUGCAAUGAUGUAAAUGAGUGCUGGCGCUUUCCUGGAAGGCUGUGUGCCCAGACCUGCGAAAACACCCCAGGCUCCUACCACUGCUCAUGCACAACCGGCUUCUCCCUAGCAUUUGAUGGCAAGAACUGUGAAGAUGUAAAUGAAUGUGAUAAAAACCCUUGUAGCCAGGAGUGUGCCAACAUCUACGGCUCAUAUCAGUGCUACUGUCGACAAGGAUACUUCCUGAAAGAAGACGGUCACACCUGCGAAGAUAUUGAUGAGUGUUCCCAGAGCAUCGGGAACCUCUGUGCCUUCCAGUGUGUUAACGUUGCAGGCAGCUACCAGUGCGCCUGUCCCUCUCAUGGAUACGUCAUGACGGCCAAUGGACGCACAUGCAAAGAUAUUGACGAAUGCACCACUGGCACCCACAACUGCUCUUUUGGACAGACCUGCUAUAACCUGCAGGGUGGCUUCCGGUGUCUCUCCUUUGACUGCCCUUCCAACUACAAGAGGGUUUCCAGCACACGCUGUGAGAGGACCAGCUGUCCCAGUAACUCCUUGGAGUGUCAGAACUCCCCCGUGAGGAUCACGUACUACCAGCUCAGCUUCCAGACCAACAUCAUCAUUCCAGCGCAGAUCUUCCGAAUCGGACCGUCCCCUGCAUACUCCGGCGACCACAUCGUCAUGAGCAUCACAAAGGGCAACGAAGAGGGCUACUUCAGCACACGUAAGCUCAACAGCUACACCGGCGCCGUCUACCUGCAGAGACAAGUCCUGCAGCCCAAAGACUUCAUGAUAGACGUGGAGAUGAAGCUGCUGAGACAGGGGACGUUCACCUCUUUCUUGGCCAGGAUAUAUGUAUUUAUCACAUCCAGCACUAUGUAACCUAAUGCAGCCAAGAGACAUGACAUUUCAAAUGGUGCUCAGACUUUUUUUUUUAUAAGGCCUCUUAUUUGUCAAGUAGGAUUCAAGAAUCUUGAGGAAAGUUACCAAAGACUGAACAGUUCACUUUUGUCUUUGAUCAGUAUUCUACAGGCUUUCAGUCACAAUCACAUUUCCUUAGAUACAUUUGUACGCACCAAACUAUAUUUCAUUUUGACGCUUGCUAACGUAAUUCAGCUUUCAUGCACCACUGUCGUCGUGCGCAGACCGCACCGAGGCGCAGCAGCAGCCGCGGCACAGAUAUCAUUUUUUUAUCAAGACAAUAAUAAAACUUUGCAGCACUGGACGUUCAGGGCACUUGACAUCUAUGGAGGUCCAAAACGAACAAAAUGUACAAAAGGAAUUUUAAUGUCAUAACGUCAAUAAAUGAUAAUGUUGUGCGUGUACACGGUAAUGAGAUGGGCACCGCCAAGGAUCAAUCCAAGUGUGAGUUUACACUAAACUCUAAGAUUACUCAAAUAAAUAGAGCUUAAAUUUAAAUUCAGUAGCUAUGGCCUAUUUGCUACGUACUGUCAUAUUCAUCCACAAACACAUGCAGUUUCUUUAUGCAUGUGACGCUGUGCAACACAAAAAAACAACACACCGGGUUGUUAAAAACUGGAAUUAUUAUUUUAAACACACAUUUAAAUCUCAAUAUUUAUCUUUACCGUUUCUUAAAAUGCACCACAACUGUUGUAAUCCAUUGGCUUAUAAUUUGUAAUAAUUUUGUCAUAUAAUAUGUGUGUUUUCCCUCGAGUAGUACAUUUUGUUCAGCCUUUGGUGUAUAUUAUUUUUUUUAAAGCGUAUUCUAACGAAACGUACGUCUAAGUGGAACUUACUGAUGAUCCUUUUUUUCUAUUUUCUGAAGUGUUAUAUUCUUUUAUUCAUUUAUUACCGGACAUGUCUUUUUUUCCUGCUACAUAACUUUGUUGUAAUAAUCUCAGGGUAAAAAAAAAACGACAACAAAAAAAAAAUCAAAAACAUGCAAUCUCGUACACACUAGACAAUUUCCUGCGUGGUUGACAGGAAUGAAUCGGUCUGCUUGUGUGACUGCAGACUGGCUCCAAACAGCAUGUACAGUUCCAACGCAACAUGACAUUUGUAUCUAUAAACUGACCAAUAAAUGAUGAUAGAACCGUUGUCACUUGCUCAAUAAAAGUCCACAGCGUCGGGCUCAGUUUCUCCAUGUCGUCACCAUUCAACAGCGAGCCAACAUCCCCAUCUACUGGUGUGACUCCCCACUUAUCACAUCUCUCUUAAUAAAAGCAGUGAGUACUCACAUGCAGUAUUUCUCUUAGUGUACCUGGGUUUUAGUGUAUAUGCUGUUCAGGAAAUGUGUUUUACACCAACUUGUGCUUCUUAUCUUGGACUGUUUUCGUCACCUAAUCCACUGCUCCACCAGGAACAUUUAAUGCGUGUUACACCCUGUGGCACUCCCACCCGGAAACUCUGUGCGUGUGUGUGUGCUUUGACGCCUCUGGCUAUUAAUACAUCGCAAUAGAUGGCUUUUUAACUGGAAAUUAGGGCGGGGGAUUUCUCACGAGCCACCGUAUAAAUAAACAGUUUCAAAA